CUAAGAUACAGCCUGUGCUUAGUACAGCAUACAUUGUUCCCUUUGGGGAAGAGAACAAAAUACUUUAGCACUCUUCCUGCCUGGCUGGUGUCAAGGGCUGCUUGAAGGGAACUGUGGGCCUUGCUGGAACAAUAGCCAACAGGAAUCAGCACCGACAGGAUCUGUACCUAGCAUCAUGGUCACUUCUGGUUUUUCAUUCCAGUGCAGUGUCUGAGCUGGAUUAAAAGCUCCUGCAACCAGAGGAAAGGCAGCUUGGGUCACUAGAUGGGGGCACCAGGCUAGGAGUCAGGAAACCUAGGUUCAUUGACUUCAAGUCCAGUAGGAACUCUUAUGAUCAUCUAGUCUGACCUCCUGUAUAAAACCCAGACCAGAGAACCUCACCUGCUAAUUUCUGCUUCAAGCCCAUAACUUCUGUUUAAGUUAUUGCAGUGGCUCUGUGCCCGACCUGCUCUGUGACCUCAGACAAGUCACUUCCUCUCUGUGCCUCUGUUUCCUCUCCCACCUUUUGUCUGCUUUCUGUAUUUACAGUGUAAGAGCUCUUCGUGGCUGGGACUGUCUCACUAUGCGUGUGUGCAGCGCACAGCCCAGUGGGCCCCCGAUCUCAGUCAGGGCUUCUAGAUGCUACCGCAAUACAUAAUAAUAAUAAUAAAACAAACACCCCCACUCUCCCCCAGUGGGGUGUAGAUCUCCUUAAUGCAACAGUUACCACUGGGACCCGUCACAUUCUAGACAGCAAGAGGAAGCUUGAAAGUAAAUCGUCCUUCGUUCUACCUUUUUUUUAAAUUAUUAUUAUUUAAAUAAGACAGAACCUGCUCUCCCUUUUCCUAUGGGAGAUGAACAUGGUGUGAUGCUAGUUUAGUGUCCUCAUGAGUCCAUGUAACUCCAAUAGCCCAGAACAUGCUCAGAGUCCCUGGGGGGUAAUUAUUUGGGAGUUAAAAUGUAGAUACCAAGGGCUAGACCCUUGGCUUGUGUAAAUCCAGCUAAGCCCAUGCAGCAGUGCCAAUUUACACUCACCAAGGAUCUAGUCCCAAACUUCUUCAUGACCCCUACAGGUGCUGUCUGCACAGCCGGAGGAAGAGUCUUGCUCUGUGGAGUUAGAGCCAAGACCAGUAAUAGACAGACUUGAAUAUCUAAGGUGCCCAGUUGCAGAGCCACAAGCAACCUAUGUGCAAUGGAGAAGUGUCCACAGUUUCUCUCGCUGGGACCUCACCUUCCGCAUGAUGGGCUGAGAUAAGCUGGUUCACUGGGGUUGUGGCUCCACGCAGGGGAAGUCCUGCUCCGGCCACAGCAAGCACAAGCGUAGGUUUGCUGUGCAGCAGAGGGAAGGCAGGGUUCCCAGAUCCUGUAUGGGGAUGCUGGAGCUCAUCUGCGCUGGAGCGUUGGGGAGGAAACUGAAGGCAGGCUGCUGGCCAUUCCACUGGCAUGUGUACGUAUAGGUAGUGACCACGGCCCUCAGCCAGCAGUAGCAGCUGUGUUGACUACUGUGUGGGAGGAGGAGAGGAAGUAUUUGAAACCCCCCUAGGCCAUCAUCAGAAAGAGCACCCAGGAGACACAGGAAAGGCAGCGCUACAGAACCCGGUUUUGCAGAGACUGCGGGAGCCACAUGGGUCAGAUUUUCAGGACAACAGCAGCACAGUGGGGACUGUAACUGACACAAGUUAACAUGAACAGAGGCUGCAGGGCAUGUGGCACUGGCAACAGGGGCGGUUUCCUACAAGGCGGGGGUAGGGUCUAAGUUAAGAGAGGAGCGAGAGGCUUUGCACUCCUUUUCCAGGCAGUUCCCUGAGAACACUCCUACACCCUGAAACUCAGCAGCUGCUGCCCAGCCCAGACCUGCACGACAGCCACUCAAAGGACGGGAGGGGACUCUUGUAUCCAAGGCUGGAGCACAGGGGCAUGGCUAGGGAGAAGCAGAACAUAGUUGCUUACAAUGGAACAUGCCUCGGGAUCUUACACCAGAGCACAAACAGCUCAGCUGAGGUGACUAACGGGGCAGGUAGGCAGAGCUGACUCAGAGCAGGGAAUUGCCUGCCUAUUUGAUCACCAAUAUCAUUUCCAAAGGAAGUCCAGGGUCCCUCAGGAGGUCUCCCCUGCAACCACUGACCCAGCCUGACCUGCUUAUCUUGCCAGCCCUGUGCAGAUCACAAUGCAACAGCCCUGUGCAGAUCACAACUGCACCACCACUCAGAAGUUCAAGCCAAGGAUGUGAUCCUUUUUAUUCAAGGCCAGAUCCUUAAACCGCUUCCUGACGGCCUAGGAUGCAGUAAGCAAAGGCCCUGCUUAAAACCGUCUAGUGAUUCAAACUUUAUGCAUUCCCAUUCUAGGUCUCCCUCUCUCCUGACUUCACACCAGCUACCCGUAUCACAGUGCUAACGCUCAGCCAGCAGAGAUCGUCCCCAGGCAUUCUUGGGACACACACGCUCCUGGCCUUCCACUCAUCCACACAGCACAGAGUGUAUGCAUCUCCCUAUACUGACAUAGCUAGGAUGGUAACAUGCAUAUAAGGUGCACCUCUUUAUUUAUUGGAAACUGCAGUGCCUGGAGACUGCACUGGCUGCAGAUCAGAGGAUGUGACUUGCAAGUCAUUGCCGCCAUCAACUACAGGCCAUCUUUUACUACAGCAUAGGAAAUGACAAGCACCUUAGCGCAAUGGAGACACGCGCCUUCUCUGACGGGUCCAUUUUUUGUUACAAAUGGACAUAGACCUUCUGGAAAAGUCCAAUUGGAUUUAAUUGGAAUUAAUCCAAUAGGGCUUGGUAGAUAUCCUCCUCUCCCCCCAUUAAAAUCUGUGGGGAUUUAGAGUGAUAUUUUUAAUAAGUUUCCCAAGUCAGUCUAGAGCUUUUUAUUGAAUUCCACAGGAGUAUCCAGAAAACACACAUCUUAACAGAGAAGGAGAACCUCUCUUUCGGAACUUUUCUGUAAGGGGAUCUUGCUUAGAUUAGAGUUUGCUCGGCACACUGCCUUAUCAGUAACCUUUAAUCAUGUUUACUCAGACCCACUGGCCAUUGAGGAUUCUACGCCCAGCACAAAGGUUUGGUUCCUCUGGAUUCCAGGGAAAAUGCUUCACUUACUCAGCACAUUACAAGUGUGCUUAUUUGAUGCUUCCUACGGCAGGGCCAGCGCCCAGAUAGAGUCUGAACCUUCUCUUAUGCAGUAGGUUCUACUUUCCCAGACUGAGGCCGAGUUCAGCUCUCUAACGAUGGAGAUUAAUAGCGAAAAUGAGGAGAAACCACUGCUUUUUACUUUAAGAAGAUUUCAGCUUUCUGAAGAUUAUGGCUUCCUUCUUCCAAAUCCUCUGAGCGAACUCCCUGCUCCCUACGGGCCUUGGAUGGAGAUUGCCAACAACCUGCCUCACCUGAUCCAGAGCCAUCAGCUCCGUUCACAAGUUUACAAGAUGCCCCAGCUGAGCAGUCAGCAUCUCAAAGGGCACCGAGAGCUGCGCUUGGCCCACCUGGCACUGAGCUUCAUCACGAUGGGGUUCGUCUGGCAAGAAGGCGAGGAGGAGACCGUCAAGCUUCUGCCACGAAACCUUGCUGUUCCCUAUUGGGAGAUCUCACAGAUGCUUGGGCUGCCUCCUAUCCUGGUCCACGCGGAUUUUGUGCUAGUGAACUGGAAGAAAAAGAAUCUUAAUGGCCCUUUGGAAAUAGAGAAUCUGGACACCAUCUUUUCCCUGCCCGGAGGGGAGAGUUUGAGAGGAUUCAUUCUAGUUACUCUCCUUGUUGAGAAGGCAGCAGCGCCUGGGGUUAAGGCAGUUGUUCAGGCAGGUCAUGCCAUCCUGCAGCCUGACAAAGAGUCCCUGCAUAAGGCCCUGCAAGAGCUGGCAAAGGCCAUUAAAGAGAUGACCGAUGCUUUGAAACGGAUGCACGACCAUGUGGAUCCAGCAAUAUUUUAUGCCGUGAUUCGGAUCUUUCUGUCUGGGUGGAAAGAUAACCCAGCAAUGCCAGGAGGGCUGAUAUAUGAAGGAGUUUCUGAUGAGCCCAUGUCAUAUUCUGGAGGGAGCGCAGCACAGAGCACAGUACUUCAUGCCUUCGAUGAGUUAUUAGCAAUUCGUCAUAGCAAGGAAAGCACUGCAUUUCUACACAGGAUGAGGGACUACAUGCCACCCCACCACAGGGCCUUCAUAGAAGAAAUCCAUUCUGCCCCUUCACUGAAGCAACAUAUACUGUCCGCUGGAAAUGAAAAGCUACGCAUAGCUUACAACCAGUGUGUGUCCGCCCUGGUGGACUUGAGAACCUAUCACAUUGCUAUUGUCACCAAGUACAUCACCACAGCAGCUGCUAAUGCCAAAGCCAAGAAAGGGAAACCAAGCCACUGGGCGGGCAGCCUUCAGAUUAACCCGCCUUCGUCGUUACAAGAGAGGGGCACUGGUGGCUCAGGCAUCCUGAGCUUCUUGAAGAGUGUCAGGGACACAACGAGAGCAGGGAUAAUCCAGGGUUAAACGCUGUCAUGCCACAUGCGUUUCACUAGGGACGAGAGGCACGCGCAAGCUUAAGACCAAAAGAGCUUUUUGUUUAAUAUUGGCACGUAGCGCAUGUGCCAGGAUCUGGCCGGGAUCACCCUAGUUGAAAGGUCCAUCCUAGGUAGAGCA
Chelonia mydas (Green sea turtle) is the source of this 4588-nucleotide messenger RNA. Its product is annotated as indoleamine 2,3-dioxygenase 2. Gene Ontology annotation, cellular component: cytoplasm. Gene Ontology annotation, molecular function: indoleamine 2,3-dioxygenase activity; heme binding; L-tryptophan 2,3-dioxygenase activity. The record is from RefSeq and is a predicted model, not a curated record. The coding region runs from base 3200 to 4438 and encodes 412 amino acids. The transcript has 10 exons. Gene Ontology annotation, biological process: 'de novo' NAD+ biosynthetic process from L-tryptophan. Lineage: Eukaryota; Metazoa; Chordata; Testudines; Cheloniidae.